Messenger RNA from Salpingoeca rosetta, 1022 nucleotides. RefSeq lists its product as uncharacterized. The transcript has 5 exons. Bases 62 to 901 code for a protein of 279 amino acids. The record is from RefSeq and is a predicted model, not a curated record. Lineage: Eukaryota; Choanoflagellata; Craspedida; Salpingoecidae. Gene Ontology annotation, molecular function: RNA binding.
CGAGAAACGGCAACAAGCGAGCAGAAGCAGGAAAGUGGUGCGAGCGACAGCAGCGAGAAACAUGAGCGGUGGAGCGCACACCAGUGGUGGUGAUGGUGGUGGGUUGCAGCAGGGUAAGAGUGGGGGCGGUGGAUUUGGUAGUGGCGGCGAGAUGCCGGUUGUCUCAGACACACGUCUCUUCAUCGGAAACCUCGAUACACGCGUCACAGAAAAGCACCUGAUCAAGCUGUUUUCAAAGUAUGGCCAGAUUGAAAACCUCAACUUCCUGUGGAACAAGGUGGGCCCCAAGCGCGGCCUUCCACGUGGCUACUGCUUCCUCACCUUCAAGCACGCAGCGAGCGCAAGAGAGGCCGUGGCGAAACUGCACGGGCGCAAGGCGUUUGGACGAGCCAUCGUCGUCAGUCCCGCGCACGAGCGCGUGUAUAACCAGUCACAGUCGUCCUCAAACUCGCUCUCAUCAGCCGCAGCAGAAGAGAACAUGCCACUCGAUGCCUCGCGAAGGAUUGCCUUGUUUGAGAUGAAGCUGCAACAGCUGCGCGGUGACGCGCCAGGGCCAUACUCAACACAGCAGCAGCAGCAACAAGCAGAACAACAAGGACAGAAAGGAGAGACAGGCAAAGAACAAGCAGCAGAAGCAGCCGCUGAGAAGAGGAGGAAGGAGGAAGAGGAUCAGGAGGAAGGAAGUGAAGAGACAAAUGGCAAUGAUGGUGGUGAAGACAACCAACAGAGCGCCACAGCAGCAGACAAGGAGGAGCGGGGCAAGGAAGAGAAGGGCAAACAAGACGAGCAGACGAAAGAGAAGGAAGACAAGAAGGACAAGAAAGGAGGGGGUGCAGAGGGUGAAUCGACCACGGACAAGAGCACAGGGGAGCCACCAGCCAAACAAGCCAAACAGGCGUGAUGUGACACAUGACAUGGUGUUUGCUCUGGGUCGUGCGGCCUUGAGCUCUCACGUCAUGUUCAGACUUUGUAUUGCUUCUUGCGCGUACAUGCACUGUGUAAAUGAAAAGCACCCCCUCAGG